AUGAGAGUCUCAUCCCUCCUCGCCACCUUGGCCGCUGCUGGCACUGCGCUCUCGAGCGCAAUUGAACUUCCGGCCGGCGUUCCUCGUAACAUCCAGGAGUUUCGCGAGAAGCACCCUUACGAGAAGCGCGGAAAGGACUGCCACCGCAAGACCUACACCAUCCGCGCCUCCAAGAACGACCUGGACGACAUCUCUGAUGAGUUUGUCGAGGGUCUGAAGAAGGCCAACAACGGCGGCACGCUCUACCUCCCCGCCAACCAGACUUUCAUCAUCGGCAAGCCGCUCGACCUGACUUGGCUGAACGAUGUGCACGUUCACUGGGAGGGUGAGAUCAAGUUCACCAACGACACUCCCUACUGGCAGGAGAAUGCCUUCACCCACCCUUUCCAGAACUCCAUCAUGUUCUGGAAGUGGGGUGGCAACAAGGUGAAGCUGUACGGAGAGGGUGUUCUCAACGGCAAUGGCCAACGGUGGUGGAACGAGUUCGCGGGUCUUGAGAUUCUUGACCCUGACAACACUUACCUGCGUCCUAUCCUGUUCUACGCCGAGAACGCGACUGGCCUGUCUAUGGAGGGCCUCCACCUCAAGGACUCGCCUUGCUGGACCACCUUUGUCGUGACUUCCAAGGAUAUCUCCUUCAAGGACGUCAUUGUCACCGCCGAGUCCAACAACGCCACUGCCCUUCCCAAGAACACCGAUUUCUUCGACUCCCUCAAUGUCGAGGACGUCCGCGUGGAGCGCACCUGGGUUAACAUCGGCGACGACUGCUUCUCGCCCAAGUCUAACGCCAGCAACAUCCACGUUGACACCAUGUACUGCAACGGUACUCACGGCCAAUCCAUGGGCUCCCUGGGCCAGUACGCCGGCGAGAAGAGCUUCGUCAAGGACGUCGUCAUCGAGAACGUCUGGAUGCUCAACGGCCAGCACGGCGCUCGCCUCAAGACCUGGGCCGGCCCUAACGUCGGCUACGGUUUCAUCGACAACGUCACCUUCCGCAACUUCUGGCAGGCCAACAACGAGUACACGGCCUUCAUUGACUCGUGCUACUUCAACAUCAAUGCCUCAGUCUGCGAGCAGUACCCUUCGCAGAUGAACAUCUCCAACAUCUUGUUUGAGAACUUCUCGGGAUAUAGCAGCGGCAAGUAUGGCCGUGCCGUUGCUAAAUUGACCUGCUCAACCAACCCCAACGCUGUUUGUGAUAACAUCCAGUUCAAGAACUUCAACAUCACCACACCCUGUGGCGGCGAGCCUGUCAUUCUAUGCGACGGUAUCAAGGGCGGCAUUGGCAUGCCUUGCAUCCCGUCCAACAGCACUGAGGCCAAGGAAGCCCUGGCGGCCAAGUGCACAACGGCGUUGGCUGAGGCUACGCCGUGGGUUGUCAGACCCUAUGACGCUUAG
Messenger RNA from Colletotrichum chrysophilum, 1398 nucleotides. RefSeq lists its product as uncharacterized. Gene Ontology annotation, molecular function: polygalacturonase activity. The record is from RefSeq and is a predicted model, not a curated record. The transcript has 3 exons. Gene Ontology annotation, biological process: carbohydrate metabolic process. The coding region runs from base 1 to 1398 and encodes 465 amino acids. Lineage: Eukaryota; Fungi; Ascomycota; Sordariomycetes; Glomerellales; Glomerellaceae.